Eimeria necatrix is the source of this 1494-nucleotide messenger RNA. RefSeq lists its product as hypothetical. The record is from RefSeq and is a predicted model, not a curated record. Lineage: Eukaryota; Apicomplexa; Conoidasida; Eucoccidiorida; Eimeriidae. The transcript is spliced from 5 exons. The coding region runs from base 1 to 1494 and encodes 497 amino acids.
AUGGGGGACUUCGCGAAGGAGCUGAAGCUGCCGCAGGGGGAGCUGCGGCAGCUGCUGCUGCACCAGCAGCAGCAGCAGCAGCAGCGGACAGCAGCAGCAAAGCUGAAUCUGCAGCAGCUGCGGCUGGAAGCAGAACUGAAGGACUGCCGCAGCCGCCUGGAAGCCGCAGUAGAAGCAGCAGCAGCAGCAAGAGCAGCGCAGCAGCAGCAGCAGCACCAGCAGACAGACUUCCUGACGCAGCAGCUAGCUGACUAUGAGCGGCAGCUAGCUGAGGCCGAGCAGCAGCAAGAGCAGCGGCAGCAGCAGCAGCAGCAGCAGCAGCAGCUGUUGCAGGAAGUGGAGAAGGAGCUGCAAGAGCUGCGGCAGCAGUCCGACCGGCUGCUGCGGGAAAAAACCGAAGCAGCAGCAGCUGCUGCUGCAGCGCAGCAGCAGCAGCAGCAGCAAUACUCCCAGGCUGUGCAUUUGCUGCGGCAGGCAGACGCUCUCGGCCUCGAGCUCCCGCUGCAGCGCGGGACUUGGAAGGAGGUGCAGCAGUUCAUCACCAACUUGGACCGGCAGCAGCAGCAGCAGCAGCAGCAGCAGCAGCAGCAACAGCAGCAGCAGCAGCAGCAACAGCAAGAGCAGUACGAGGCGUUGCGUUCCUUCUCAUUUGACUGGAACGCUAUUUCUCCGGAAAGGCAAAGGCUGGUGGAGAGACACAGGGGGGACCCUGGGCGGCUGAAGGGGGAGCAGCAGAGUUUGCGAGAGCAGCAGCAGCAGCUGCAGCAGCAGCUGCAGCAGCUGAACCCGAACUUCAAGGUUUCGCAGAAGCUGCGGGAGGUGGAGCAGCAGGUGCAGCAGCAGGAAGAAGUGCAGCAGCAGCAGCGGCAGGCAGCAGCAGCAGCAGAACAAAACCUCAAAGACUUGCGCAUGCGCCGCAAAGAAGCUUUCAUGAGUUGCUUCCUCCAUUGCCAAAAAGUAUUAACUCUCAUUUUCGCUCACUUGUCAGGAAAGGGCCCCAUGCAGCAGCAGCAGCAGCAGCAGCAGCAGCAGCAGCAGCAGGACGAGCAGCGGCAGCAGCAGCAGGACUUACUGAUGCUGGAAGACCAAGCAAGCGAGCACUGGCAGCAGCAGCAGCAGCAGCAGCAGCAGCAGCAGCAGCUGGAGCUGCUGGACACUGGGGGGGCGCAGGCCUUUUUGGACUUGGAGAGUUCCGCAGCUCUAGCCAGGGACGAAGAGCCCUUCAACUGCGGGGUUUCUCUAGUUUGCAAGUUUCCCACAAAACGCUUUAUGCAGUUUGCGCAGCUGAGCGGCGGAGAGCAGCACGUGGCAGCACUUUCGCUGGCCCUCGCCCUUUCUUCCUACAACCCCGUAAACCCCGAGGGUUUAGGACUCUUCACUGCAGCAGAUCUGCUCGUCGGAGUUGUGGGCGACGCGGCGCAGGCGGAGUCGCGGUGUUUCUUCUUCGACGUUCGGGUGUACAGACACCGCGAGCCCGCGUGCGCGGCGAACUGA